Molecule: messenger RNA, 1661 nt
Organism: Fundulus heteroclitus (mummichog)
Lineage: Eukaryota; Metazoa; Chordata; Actinopteri; Cyprinodontiformes; Fundulidae
Product: ankyrin repeat and BTB/POZ domain-containing protein BTBD11-A
Exons: 2
Coding region: 729-1661 (310 amino acids)
Molecular function (GO): protein heterodimerization activity
Source: RefSeq, a predicted model, not a curated record
UUGAAAGAAAUUCAGAUCUUUUAAACGAGGCAUCCUUCAGAGAAACAAGGUUGCAUUAUGCAUGCAAUCUAUUAUUAAUGGUCCUGAAUCAUGUUACGACCUGACAUGGGCCCAUAUGGCCUGAUACUCUUUCUAACUUGUCCCUUACAAAUGACCACGUUCAGACAGCUGCUUUUGAAUGAGGGGUUCAAUCUUUGCGUGCUGCAGUUGAUUUCUUCUUCAUUUUGGGUUAGAUGAGAUCUGCUAUUAUUCCUGCAGGUAUGCUUUUUUAUUAAGGGGUGUUUUUUCUUUCUUCUCAUAAACACCUUGAAUUAAAAAAACAGAGAUUUUGCUUUCGUGAUUUACAGUUAAAUCCUGCGUUAUUUCUGUUGUUAAGAGCUACAUUAAUUUUAUUGAUCCUUUAAAGCGAUCCAAUUAAAACUCUUUGCUGCGCCUUCCCAAGAGUCUAUUGGCUGAGGGGUGAUCUCAGUUCUCCAGGGCCCCGCCUCCAUCUGUCAGGCUCUGCGUUGGUACAGCACCGUUGAUGCAAGUAAAAUACUGCAAUCUAACUUUCUACUUCAGGGUUGGAUGGACUUUCCCCAAAGGAAAAAAAGAGAGGCAGAAAACGAACCAGUGAGCGUAACUCGAGCAAGACGUACCCAAACUCCAACGAUUUGAGCAUUUACCCCCACUUUUCCCGAGCUCCUCUUUUUUUUUUUUUUUUUUUUUUUACAGUAUGAAGUGCAGUUAUGGCAAGGAGUAGCAAGUCAGCAGCAAGGACCCUGGAGGAUUUGACGCUAGAUUCUGGUUAUGGUGGAGCCGCAGACUCCUUCAGGUCGUCCAGUGCGUCGCUGUGCUGCUCAGAGGCACAUGGGGGUAAUUACUGGCAUUUAACCGACUCAAUGCACAGUCGACACAACAGUCUGGACACUGUUAACACGGUCCUGGUUGAGGACGCCGAGAUCCUGGAGUGCAGCGGGCAGUGCGCUAAACUACCCGAGCUUGAGGAUGUGCCGUGGAGCCUCGGGGAAGUGGCAAGCGCGCUGAACAAGGACGAGGAGAUGAGCCUUCCGACCCCCCCUCAGGACGUCCUGCUCAGGCUCUCGGUGCUGGUCAGCCGCGUCCUGGUCAGGGUCGCCAAGGAGGCGCAGCGCCUGAGCCUGCGCUACGCCAAAUGCACUAAAUACGAGAUACAAAGUGCCACAAAGAUAAUCCUGUCAUGGAGCGUCUCGAUGAGCUGCAUCGGCGCGGCCGUCAGUGCCUUGUCCAUGUACAACAUGACCACGGAGGAGGACAAGUUCAGCCGCGGCAAGUCGGCGCGCUGCGGGCUCAUCUUCAACGUGGGAAAGUUCUUCAGGUGGAUGGUGGACAGCAGGGUGGCGGUCAGGAUCCACGAGCACGCGUCCAUCUACCUGGCAGCGUGCAUGGAGAGCCUUUUCCGCGAGGUGUACGCGCGGGUGCUGCGCAGUGCGCUGCUGGAGCGCGACAACGGGAUCCCCAAGUUCACGGUGGAGCUGUUAGAGCAGGCCAUCAACGGCGACGCAGAGCUGUGGGGGUCCGUGCAGCCCUGGCAACACCUGAUCUGUGGGAAGAAUGCCAGCGGAAAAAGGCAGAGGUAUCUGCUAACAGAAGCCCUGAGCGAUGUGAGACAUCGCUCGGAAGCCCUGGGUAGGGAUGGCUGA